Messenger RNA from Caenorhabditis briggsae, 993 nucleotides. NCBI's taxonomy places the organism in Eukaryota, Metazoa, Nematoda, Chromadorea, Rhabditida, Rhabditidae. The transcript is spliced from 3 exons. The record is from RefSeq and is a predicted model, not a curated record. The coding region runs from base 1 to 993 and encodes 330 amino acids.
AUGAUCGGAAACUUGACAGCCAAGCUCCUGAAAAUGGCCGAAAAUCAACUGAGGAAUACGUUUUUGUGUAUCUUAUUGACGGAUACUGAAAAGAUCUCAAUUCAAGAAAUCACCCGACACACCGAUGUGGGCAAACGACUAGAGAGCAUCAAAAGAGUUCAAAAUGGAAUCAUAUUGAGAAAAAACACAUUUCAAAGAUUUACGGUCAUGAAAUCCCUCCAAUACCUAGCCAUUCAUCCAAAUCACGGACCCCUUUUAAAACUUGAACAUAAUUAUUAUCUGACUUCGUUAGAAUUUCGAGAUCUCCGAGUUUUAAAUGGAUCUAUGGCAAGCCCAAAAACUCAAAUACACAGAUUUCAACAAUUUCUUGACUUCCUAGCUGCAGCCGGCCACUCAAUUGAUCCUUGUAGUCCAGAUUAUUUUGAUCUACAUUUUAUGGAAGAAAAUUUCCCGUCCAAUCAUUGGUAUUUUGUGAUUGCUGGUUCCCUUGGAGCUCUCGCUGUCGUCAUGAUAAUAGACACAAUUUGGUUUACUGGAUUUCAAACUUCGUGGGAAAAAAAAAAACUAUUUGAAUUGGAAUUGGGAAGAGAGAAAAUUAGAUUUGAAAAAUCGAUGAAGCAAUAUGAACAAGAUGAGAAGUGGAAAAAAGAAGCUCAAGAAAUCAAAGAUGGGGAUAAGGAAUAUAUGGAUUUGCUGAAUUUACACAAUCAAGAUCCAUUUCAUGCCGAAGGGGAGUUGAUAAAAUGGGCGGAGGAGAAAAAGUUGGAGCAGGAGAAAGAAUUAAGGAAAAAUAAGUAUAUUGAGGAAAGAGAAAAAAGAGAAAAAGCAAAGGAAGAAAAGAUAAUUCGACAAUUAUCAGCAACAAGGAAGAAAGAGCAACGAAGAAGAGAAAAAGAAGAAGCACUAAAGAAGGAAAAUGAGAAGAAGAAGAAGAAUAAGAAUGAAAUUUCAGAAAAAGAAAUGAGAGAAAUCAAGAAGGCGAUACCAAAAUAG